AUGUUACCUAUCGUUAUGUUCAUUUUUGCAUCACUGACAACAACUUUAUUCCGAUUAGGAGAAAGCUGCAUUAGUACGUCGCCACGAGCAUUUUCAUCUGGAGUAUCAGUACAGCAGUUUAAUCCCAUUCCGCCUUCUCCACCCGGCGCAGCGAUUGGUCAACCACAAGGAAUCGCACUUGUCGCUGCACCGCAGCAAGUGCCUAACAAUGCUCCUGUCGGUGCAGUUAGGCCUGCAAUUUCAUCUGCGGGUCGAGGACCUAUUGAACCAAUCCCACAACAACAGCUUCUUAAUAGUUUAUUGGGCUCAAAGAUAACAUUACAUGAAUUUGAUUCAAAUGGAUACAACGCAGAAGGAGGUGGUCCAGUUGCUGCAGGCGAAGCACUGUCUUGUGAUUUUGAUUCUCGUCCGUGUUGCUGGGCUAAUGUUCCACCACCUGAUGACCAGCUUGACUGGCAUUUAGCAAAUGGUGUACCCGAUUCACCACAAUUCCAGAAUGCACUUUUUCCAAGUGGUAAUUAUUUGGUUACCUACGCCAGCAGUUCAGCGCCUUCAGACGAGGCUCAGUUUGCAUCGUGCGCUAUUGGCUGCGCAUCAUCACCUAUUGUCGUAAGAGCAAGACACUGGCAGUCUGAAAAUGUUUUGUUGCAAGUAUGUCAACGAGAAUCAUUUCCAAAUACCGUUAACUUUAAUCCACUAUUAAAUUGUCAAGAAUUUCCUCUUGUAAAUGGCCUUGGCGCGACAGAAUUGGUCCUUCCAAAAGCUUCACUCAUUGAUAUUGUAUUUGUGGCAAGUAACUUUGUUAGCGAGCGAGGUGAUAUGGCAAUUCUAGAUGACAUUGAAAUAAUCUAUGAAAGUGAUGGUGAUGACUGCGGCAUUGAACAGGAGGAGCGAAAAGCACAAAUUGAUGAAAAAGCUACAAUAGCGAGUGCAAAUGAAGCUGGUGUUGUAAAUAAUAUCGAUGCUUCGCAUUCUUCACUAAAUUCUACGUCUCAAAUGACAUUUGGGAGAAAGAAAUCAUCUGAUGAAAUUAAAACAACUGAAACAAAAUCAUUAGCUGCAUCUGCAACUGGAUCAUUAUCCUCGGCUGUAUCAUCUUCUGAAUCACAGUCUGGAUUUAGUGGGUCUGCUCUUUUAUCAUCACCUGAUAUAGUACCAGUACCAGCAUCUUCAGAGAGAAAUCAAGUAUCCAAGAUCACUACCUCGUCGUCAGCCACUUGCAAUGCAAUUAAAUGUUCAUUCGAAAAUCGAAAUAUCUGUAAUUAUAAGGAGGCGCAUCAGACGGAAUCAAUACGUGGCGUGACAACAAGUUUCCAAGUGGUCACUGGACAAUACAUGAAUAAAGUUACUGGGGUUAAAGAAGGGACUGAAGGCCAUUAUUAUGCAGCUACAUUUUUAUAUCCAAGAGAAAUGGCUGGAUUAGCAGUCAAUAUUGUGAACUUAAAAGAACCAGUUCGAUUACGGUUCCAGUAUUAUGAAGGAACACAUGGAGUACAGUUGAAAGGCUGUUGCGAAAGUUUGGAACACUGCUUGUUCGCAUCUGAUAAAUUUGUUAGUGUGAGUGAUAGAACAUGGAAACUUACCGCAUUUAUUUGUCCAGCUGGUACCUCUAAGAUUUUAUUUGUUUGCGAAAAUACAAGGACAAAUCAGGGAGCUUGUGCAAUAGAUGAUAUUCAAGUGAUCGAGAAUGGUGCCGUGGAUUUGAGAACGGCAAGGACACUUUGCUGA
Molecule: messenger RNA, 1728 nt
Organism: Brugia malayi
Lineage: Eukaryota; Metazoa; Nematoda; Chromadorea; Rhabditida; Onchocercidae
Gene: Bma-mlt-9
Exons: 11
Coding region: 1-1728 (575 amino acids)
Cellular component (GO): membrane
Source: RefSeq, a predicted model, not a curated record